Phlebotomus papatasi is the source of this 986-nucleotide messenger RNA. It is a transcript of the gene AIMP2, whose product is annotated as probable aminoacyl tRNA synthase complex-interacting multifunctional protein 2. Bases 83 to 910 code for a protein of 275 amino acids. The record is from RefSeq and is a predicted model, not a curated record. Lineage: Eukaryota; Metazoa; Arthropoda; Insecta; Diptera; Psychodidae. The transcript is spliced from 3 exons. Gene Ontology annotation, cellular component: aminoacyl-tRNA synthetase multienzyme complex.
CUAACCUAACCUUUUCAGUCAUUCGUCGUGUUUGAAGAAUUUUUUCUUCUCUUCCUCCGAGAAAAUCAAUUUUCCUUUCAAAAUGUACAGUUUGAAGCCAAUUGUGACGGAAUUUGAGGUGGAUAGACCCAAAAACAUGUACGUCAUAAAAGAAAUUAAUCCAAGGACUGAUAAUUUUUUAACAAAUCUCGAGAAUAGUCUCAAUGUGAACAGGGAGGGAGAUCUCGGUGAUUUGGAGGAGAAGCAGGAGCUUUUGCUUGAGAAACUGAAGCAACUGAAGAGUCAAUUGGUUGCCCUUCAGGAGGGCCUACCAAUUUGCCGGAAGCCCGGAACAAGUCAACCAGGGGCUGCAGCAGUAGAUUUUCCUCAAGAUUUAGUUAUUUCAGUUGAUCCUGCCACAAUUCCUUACAGCUUAUUCUUGGUGCUGAAGCAGAAGAGGACAUCAAUCUCAUUUGCAGUUACCUUCUAUACUCACUCGACUGUUACAAAGCUUCCGGAAGAGGCUGAGAAGUUUGCGGAAGAAAUUACUGGAUUGAGCUCUGGGAGCGGUGUGAGGGUAUCGGUUAUUUGGAAAAAGGGAAUGCCAUCGACUUUUGAGGUCAUUGUCAAUCCAACCACGUCCUUUUGGGGUGAGGACAAUUUCAUCCGGUAUCUGACACGUCUGGGAGUUUUAGAACGGUCUCCGGAGGCUCAAGAUCUUCUCUUGGACAUGUCCCAUCAGCUUCUGGCUGCCAGUGAGGACAGAAAGGAACAAACGAAGCUUGCCGAUCGACUUACGGGUGCCCUUAAGAAACAGAAACCCACCCAGAUUGUGGAUUUCACCAUCUACUCUGCCCUUAGGAACUUCCGGAAUGCCACAAAGAGUGCAAAAAUUGAUUCUGUACUCAAGGAAAUCGAGGGACGCCUUUGAGCUUUGUACGCGUUGAUCUUGGUUGAAAAUCUUUAAUCACACAGAAUGAAAAUUGAAAUAAACUUUCUCUCUAUCA